AUGGAAUGUUGCUUGGCUCUGCAUGAAUGCAUUCCUAGUCUAGUCAUCCUAGAUCUGGUACUGCACUGUUUCUUCUGAUCUGCCCUGUUAAUCCUAACCCUACACCCGUACCCGCAAAACAAAGAUGAAAGUUCUUGGGAGCUUGUCUGCGCGGCUGUUGGUCCAUGUCGGAGUCAUUGUUAUGAGCGUCACCAUCAUCACCUGCUACAUCAUUGCAGUGAGCCUGGGCCACGUGAAACCAUGGCUACCAACCAUCAGUGCCUGCGGCGACCAUGCACCCGAGGAGUUCCUCUUCAGAUUUGGGAUUUUCUGUGGGGCUAUGUUGUUGGAGGUCGAGGCUUUUGCUCUGUACUUGUCUAAGAAGGCCUCGAGGACAACCUUUGCUCUCGGAGCUGUGGCUGCAUUCUCCCUGGGAGUGGUCGCAGUGGUGGGAGCUAACGAGAACAAUGUCCUGCACACAACUAAUGCAGUGAUCUUCUUUGUUUUUGAGGACAUAAUGUUAGUGCUCCUAACAGUGGAUCUCCUGGGAAAGAUGUCCUACUGCUCUCUUGGCAUUAAAGUUGUCAGCUGCACUAUUGCCUGUGCCUCAACCAUUAUGAGGAUUCUGCUGAUGCACAACUUGCUGACAGUUGGAGAUUUCCCUGCUCUGCCCAUAUUUGAGUGGUCCAACACAGCCGCCAUUAUUGUGUACCAGCUAUCCCUCUCCAACGAACUGGAAUCCCUCGCAUUGGGAAUCUUGGAGACAGACUCGAGCAAGUCGACCACGCCCAAAACUCCACCCCCUGUCAUAGCUGAUAAUGCUUCUCCUGUGUACGAGGUGACCGGACCAUCCAAGAAACCAAUUGCACUGGCCUACCUCAGCUCAGAAAAAGCCUAAGAACACUUAUACUGAACUAUACCUGUAUAUUUAUUCUUAUAGCGCUAUUGCAGGUAUUGUUUUUUUAUGUGUGUUUUGUGUACGUGUUCAAUUUGUUUGUGCUCAAACUUAAGUAGUCAUACUAAACAAAUUUUGUACAAACAAUGAUUGUAAGUAUAUAAAAAUUAUAUCAAAUGUUAAUGAUGUC
Halichondria panicea is the source of this 1064-nucleotide messenger RNA. Its product is annotated as DNA damage-regulated autophagy modulator protein 1-like. The record is from RefSeq and is a predicted model, not a curated record. Lineage: Eukaryota; Metazoa; Porifera; Demospongiae; Suberitida; Halichondriidae. Bases 125 to 877 code for a protein of 250 amino acids. The transcript has 5 exons.